Molecule: messenger RNA, 2382 nt
Organism: Hermetia illucens (black soldier fly)
Lineage: Eukaryota; Metazoa; Arthropoda; Insecta; Diptera; Stratiomyidae
Product: E3 ubiquitin-protein ligase Mdm2-like
Exons: 5
Coding region: 180-1988 (602 amino acids)
Source: RefSeq, a predicted model, not a curated record
CUUUUCGAGCAGCUAGCCGAGGCCGAUCCGCCUCUGUAUUUGUGUGGCUUCAACGAGAAUCGAUUCGAUUCCAUCGGUCGCGUAAGUUCAAAAAAGUGCAGUAGUGAAGUGAACGUUUGAAUAUUUGUUUGGAAAGUGGCCGAGAAACGGACUUGCGAUUUUAGCAUUGCAUUCGAAUAAUGAGCAUUCGAGCGUUGAGCCAACCAGAAGAGAAACUAAAAUGGCGACAGGAUGAAAACGAUAACGAUGGGGAAAGCGCACCAGCGACGGCGAAGAGUUCUUCCCCAGCGUCGGUGGCCGCGAUGUUGAGCCGUGGCUCCGUGCGACAUAGUCAGAGCCCAAAAAUUCCGCCAUCGAUAAGCCCGGGAGGAGUGUUGAACGCGAACGUUGGAGCCAAGGGAAAAGGGCCCGUGUGCAACUAUUAUGUGGUGCUGGAGAAGAGUCCGCCGCGGAUGUCAGCCGACGAGUCGGAUUCGUCGACGUAUGACAACAGUGUGCACUGUUGCGAAACAGACAUCUGCCAAGACUCGACGGACUACGAUUCAUCCUCAGGCGGCGAUGACUCGUUCACAACGGAAGGAAUAGCAACGGUGGACAUUGUUGAGUACGAGGUGGCAAGCGCCAGCGACGGCGAUGCGGACUCUGUGGACAAUUCAUCGAGUGGGACUGAUGACCAUGGGUUGGUGAUGGCUACUAUGACGGCUCUGGACACGACGAGUUCCAACAGCGAGUUUGCCGAUAGCGAGGAGUCCGACUCGGAUAAGCGCGUUGAUAGGGAGCUGACCGAAGCCGACUACUGGCAAUGUAUAAGAUGCAAAAACCCGCACAACAGUCCACUGUACCGGAUGUGUGAGAAAUGCUACAAGAUCCGACGAACACAUUUUCCACCCAGACCUAGAUUCCGAAGGAAAAAGCGAAAUCGGCAUGGAAAAUCAUCUGCGUCACCAUCCCCAGUAGAAGCAAGUGAAUUAAGGAAUGACUCGUCAUCGAUUUCAACGUCACAAGAAGUUGAUGAAGUAUCUAAACGUCUGUGUGACGAUAGGAUUGGUAAUGGAAGUUUUAGGGCCAACUAUAAAACUGUUUGCAAUAGCUUUAAGAAACGGAAACUGAAUUAUUCUAGUAAUAAAAGUCAGCUAAAUAGCGCGGCAGAAGCUAGCGAUGAAGAACUGAGUGAUAUUGAACAUAGAAGUAAAAAUUUCAAUGGUGCAGGUCAUAGGAAAAGAAAAGCUCCAAUGAGUAGGAGUAGGCGAGAAACGAUGAGUACAAAUUUAUCUAGUUCUGGUCAGUCUAUUGUAAAUAUUAGUAAUAGGUUAGAAACUAGUUCAACUAGGAAAAGAAAGCUGUCUUUGAAUGACACGGAGGUGAGCAAUGCAAAACAGCUGCGACCCUCCGAAUGCAAAAUUCUUAGCAACGUUGAAAACGUUGAAACCGCCUCUGAUACGGAUAAUGAAACAAUUUCAUUGUUAAUGAACAAUACAAACACACAGAAAGACUCGGGCAUAAGUUCGGCUCAUUCAAGUCAAGAACCCCCUAGUUCCUCACUGUCUGACGAAAGAUCAUUGGAGAAGGAUGAUUACAUCGAAAAAUGCGGUAAAGUGGACAUAUAUGAUGAAGCGACUUUAGGUGAACUAAAAAGUAACACAGCGGAGGGAAAAUCAAGCAAUUCGUUGAUUUCAGCAAGUCCUUUCUCCCAAAUGGAUCAUAUGAACUUAAUUCGAAGCGUGUCCGACUGUUCAGGAACAAUAUUAAACAACAAUUUAUCCGCAGAGACUUUUGAGAUGAACAUGAGCAGUUUAGAUUCCAACCUAUCAAGUUACGGGUCAUGCAUAAUAUGUCUUUCGGGUCCAAAGAAUGGAGUGUUUGUGCACAGUAGAUUUCUUCACUUGUGCUCUUGUUACAAAUGCGCAGUAAAAAUUUGGAGCAAAUACAAACGAUGCCCGGUAUGUAAUAGUUCCGUGAAAAAUGUUUUAAAGCUUUUUGUUCAUUAGGUGAAUUUUUGGCACAACCACUCCCCUCUAUUUUGGAUUUUAUAAAUCUCAAUGUAUAUAACAUCAAGUUAGUUGUUUGUGCUGCUUAGACUAGUUGGCAUUAAUUUAGGGAGAAAGGAGCAUAUAAAUAUCGUAAAACUAUUAUAACCAUAAUAAGUUCUUUAUAAUCUUAGUUAAUCCUUUUUCUUUUAAGAGCUUUAGGUCUUUUUUGAAAAGCUUCGUGUUGCAAUAAGAACGAUAAGUUUUAUAACGAUUUUAUAAAAGAUUUCCGUUGCCGACCAUUCAACAAAAUGGGUUUCGAACAUUGAAAGAAAAAAAUAUUAGCGGAAAACAACUGCAACUAUAAGGUAAAAAAUAUUCAAAGAAAUAAAUAAAAACUCUUACAGCAUUCAAA